AUGGCCGUACCGUACGUGCUGUGCCUCUGGAUUUUAGGGGUUUUAACAUCCGUAAAAGGAUUUUAUUUACCCGGCUUAGCCCCAGUAAACUACUGCAAAAUUGGCGAAGAUAGCGGAAAGUCUUGUAAAAGUGAUAUUCCACUAUAUGUAAAUAGAUUGAACACCGAAGAAUCAGUAAUACCCUUUGAAUAUCACCACUUUGACUUUUGUUUAUCCAAUGAAGCUCAAUCGCCUGUGGAGAACCUUGGUCAAGUUGUAUUUGGGGAGAGAAUUCGCCCGAGUCCAUACAAAAUAAACUUUUUAGAAAAUGCAACAUGUCAGCAUCUAUGCACUAAAACUUAUAGAGGCUCAGACCCUGAAUCUACAAAAAAGCUUAAUCUUUUGAAAAUGGGUAUGGCUCUUUACUAUCAACAUCAUUGGAUCAUAGACAAUAUGCCAGUGACUUGGUGUUAUCUUGUGAAUGAAGGUGGGAAAUCAUACUGCAGUACUGGUUUCCCUAUGGGAUGUCAAGUACGAAGAAAUUUUGAUACUUGUAAUCCAAUUGUAAAUACAUCACCAAGCAAGCUUGGAGUAUACUAUCUAUUUAAUCAUGUGGAUAUUGAUAUUACCUACCACAGUGGUGGCACUGAGGAGUGGGCUGUCGGAUUUGGAGAGAAUGGUGGUAGAAUUAUUUCUGUGAAGGUCCGACCAACAAGUAUCAACCAUCAAAAUCCUGAAAAGCCCGACUGCACCAUUCAGAGCCCUUUGGAGAUUCCAAACACCCUAACGAAUGACGAAACCUUCAACAUAGCAUACACAUACAGCGUUCAUUUUAUUAAGAACAAUACGAAUAAGUGGUCCUCAAGAUGGGACUAUAUACUUGAAUCGAUGCCACAGACGAAUAUCCAGUGGUUUUCAAUAUUAAAUUCACUUGUGAUCGUUCUGUUCCUAAGUGGUAUGGUUGCGAUGAUUUUGCUGCGAACUCUACAUAAGGAUAUUGCGAGAUACAAUCAGAUGGAGUGCGGUGAAGAUGCUCAGGAAGAGUUUGGGUGGAAGUUAGUUCAUGGAGAUGUGUUUAGACCCCCUCGUCGCGGUAUGUUGUUAGCUGUAUUCCUUGGAUCUGGUUCGCAGGUGUUCGGUAUGACGCUAGUGACCCUAGCCUUUGCCUGCCUGGGAUUCCUCUCACCGGCGAAUAGAGGAGCCUUGAUGACCUGCGCUCUAGUUGUUUGGGUUCUUCUUGGAGCUGCCGCGGGUUACGUCAGCGCACGGAUCUACAAGAGCUUCGGGGGACGACGGUGGAAGAGCAAUAUACUGCUGACGUCCAUGCUGUGUCCCGGGGUGGUCUUUUCGAUCUUCUUCAUCCUCAACCUAGUGCUGUGGGGUAAGGGAUCGUCGGCAGCAAUUCCCUUCUCGACUCUUGUGGCUCUCCUCGCUUUGUGGUUCGGAGUUUCAGUACCAUUAACAUUUAUCGGUGCCUACUUUGGAUUUAGGAAGAGGAUUUUAGACCACCCUGUGCGUACGAACCAAAUCCCUCGUCAAAUUCCCGAACAGUCUCUCUACACUCAACCCGUUCCCGGGAUCAUAAUGGGAGGAGUUCUGCCGUUUGGAUGCAUCUUUAUUCAAUUGUUCUUUAUUCUCAAUUCUCUAUGGUCCAGCCAGAUGUACUACAUGUUCGGUUUCCUCUUCCUCGUGUUCAUGAUUCUGGUAAUCACCUGUUCCGAGACCACGAUCCUCCUCUGCUACUUCCACCUGUGCGCCGAAGACUACCACUGGUGGUGGAGGGCCUUCCUCAGCUCUGGGUCCACCGCUGGCUACCUCUUCAUAUACUGCUGCCACUACUUCGUCACAAAACUGAAUAUUGAGGAUGCUGUCUCUACGUUCCUCUACUUUGGGUAUACAACGAUAAUGGUAUUUUUGUUCUUCCUUCUAACAGGUACUAUUGGUUUUAUGGCUUGCUUCUGGUUUGUUCGGAAGAUAUACAGUGUUGUUAAGGUUGAUUAA
Pieris macdunnoughi is the source of this 1980-nucleotide messenger RNA. Lineage: Eukaryota; Metazoa; Arthropoda; Insecta; Lepidoptera; Pieridae. The record is from the annotation of a GenBank genome assembly.